This is a messenger RNA of Sabethes cyaneus, 4818 nucleotides long. RefSeq names its product protein stum (gene stum). The transcript has 11 exons. The coding region runs from base 1 to 4818 and encodes 1605 amino acids. Lineage: Eukaryota; Metazoa; Arthropoda; Insecta; Diptera; Culicidae. The record is from RefSeq and is a predicted model, not a curated record. Gene Ontology annotation, biological process: proprioception; sensory perception of mechanical stimulus; taxis. Gene Ontology annotation, cellular component: sensory dendrite.
AUGCCGACCACCAACUAUGUUGGACAGCAGGGCUGGAGAACUCACGCUGCUGGUCAGCAGCGACGGUGUGUUCCGACAAGCGACGAACAACGGUCGCUGUCUCGGAACGAGGUCAUUCUUUCCCCUUGCUUUAGUUCGCUCUGGUUGCCGGUGGAGGAAAAUCCGAUCAAUAAGAAGUGGUCUAGAAAAACACACCAUGCUAUUGGUAUGAACAUGUUCAACCGGAACGAUGACAGUUCUACAGUUGGAUCGCGGUCACGCUAUGGCUAUUACUAUUCGACGUCAUCGCCGUCAUCAUCGAUGGAAAACCAAAGGUACACGGAUCAGACGAGCCUGUUUGGGGAUCCGGUUCUGCCGGCUAGCCGGCAUUCGGACCUACUGGAGGGAGGCGAUCUAUACCAGAAUCUCAAGAACAACAUCGAAUUGUACCACUCGAAACUGUACAAUGAACAGGAAACGGCACGACAGGCGGAACGGGAUCAACUGUUCAACCAGUUUGCCAUUGGUGGCCAGCAACAGCAACGGAUGACCUCGUCGGCAACCAGCAGUAGCGUUAGGAAUCACUCGCUCGGCAGUACGACCACCGCGAAUCUUGUGGCGAAUGAUUCGAUACGCCGAUUCCCCCGGACCCAGUCGGCCAGCAUCGGAACGGAAUUUAGUGAGAAUAGAGCCCCACUGCUGGACAUGGAUUUGCUGAAGCAAAACGACUGGAUUAACUACUCGGAGUAUGAAUACCAAAACAGUCUGAUCCCUAAGAACAGCCAAACGGUGGCGGACGUCCAACAGUUCGCCAACAAUAACCUAAACCGAACGAUCGAGAACGGUGUCUUCCAAAAUCCACGCAUUGCAGCCCUCCGUUCGCGACGCAACUCUAUGAGCGACAAUCUGUACACGACGUCGACCACUUACAGUGGCUAUGAAUCGCUAGAUAAUGUGAAACCCUCUACUUUCACCAUUCUGGGUCAUGGAUCACAGCCUGGAUAUUACAGUAGCAGUGCCACCAGCCGUUUGAAGCCAGACCAUUCGACUUACAGCGAAAACAUGACCGAAUUUGAGCGAAUGAUGCACUACAAGAAGGUCGAUGCUACGACACCCAUAAUCAAGGACAAAAUUACCACCGGUUCCCAUUUCAGAGUAUCUGAAGCACGCCAGCACAAGAAACCCGCAUUUACCAUAAUAAACGAAACCCUGCCGAAGUCGCAUUCUUUUGACUCCUCAGCCGGUCCGUACAAUCCAAGCCUAACCAAACAACAGAUUGCCGUCAAUCGAAUCCUUUCGGCCAGCUCUCUGGGCAACAGUGGUUUCUACAAUCGCACUGGCGUACGCCAUACGGAUCCCGAGCUUGAUCCCGAUGACUUCCAGGCGUACCGGCGACGGUACAGUGCCUCGGAGAUUGCAUUGCCUUCGCCUGCUCGGCGGAAAAAGUCCACAUCUAAAAAAGGCACGAAGAAGGGGAAACGAUCCAGCAAAGCCGGUGCGGAUGUUACUCAAAUCGUUCCGAACCCCAGUCGGAAGCAGAAGGGAAUCCUGGGAGUGUUCAAUAAGUCAAACCUUUCGCAGCUACGUGCCCAAAGUGCCAAACUAACCGUUACUGCAGCGUCCGAUGAUGGCCGAUCCUCGAUAACACCGGAGAGUGAGCUAACCGACAGGGUCGAAAUUCCAGCCCAUCUGAUGCGCAACAUGAAGCUGCUAUCGUACAAACCAUUCGGAGGAAGGGCCAUGCUCUCGCCGGUACCGGACAAAAGCUCGAUGGAAAAUUCUCAAAUUGAUCUAGAAGAACAGACACCUGUUAAGAAGCAGCCGCAACAAUCAUCGCCUAAAAAAGAAAAAGCAGGUUAUCUCCGGACGCCCAUAUUCAACAUAAGAGGUUUGCUGUCGCCACGGAAAUCGAAGGAACGGGAAACCUCACCGGUUAAAACGGAAAAACCUAGCGGCGGGUUGGGAGCAAUAGCGGCUGCAGGAGCAUUAGCCGUAGUCGCAGCUGCGGCUGGAGAUGACGGCAAAAAGGAGGAACCACCAAAGCCAAAACGAAAGUUCAAUCUAGCUAGGGCCAUAAUUGAUUUCGGCAAAAAAUCAGACGACGAGGAGAAGAAGAAGGAACAGCAGCAAACGCCGAAACAUGCAUUUCAUGUGAAGAGAGACGGCAUUCGAAAGGACUCGGAAGGAAACCGCGUGAAGGAAGACAAAAAGAAGGGAAAAACGAAAGCCGGUAAAAAAGGGCCCCGCGAUGCCAACGAUGAUUACCACGAAAGUCAGAAGUCCCGAAAAGGAGUACUAAAAAAUUUAACAUCUGGUUUCGGCCAAAAAGGAGCGGCAAACAACAAGAAGGUAUCCGAAAAAGUAGCCAAGUUGGACCGGGUUGGUAGUGCCAAGCGACGGGACAAAAGCGCCCGCGUUAGCAGCAGUCGAACCGGAACACGUGCGAGCAGUGGCAAAGCGUCGGCGAAGCUUUCGGCCCGGCCUGGAGAGAAGUCUGCAACGAAAGCGGGCAGUAAAACGCCGCAAAAGACAGUAGUUAGUCCUAAGGGAAGACCGCUAAGGAGGAGCAGUUCCGCAAGUGCCUUAAAAGUAGAUAGUGUGAAAAAAAUGAACAGACUGUACGAGAAGAACGUCAAAGCUAACGAUCGCAGUGGGAAACUGCUGAAAGGAGACAAGAAGACUCGACAAUCGACGGACAAUCUGUUGAAGAAGACCGACAGUAGAGGAGAGUUGAAGCAAAAGACUGUAAACAAAUCGGCUACCGCGAAAGAAAUCCAAAAGCGUGACUCGGAGAAAUCGUUGAAGAAGAGUGAUAGUAACAAGUCUCUUGGAAAGUUGAGCAAAAAGAGCGAUUCCAAAAGUUCGCUGCUCGGUAAGCGGUCUGAUUCGAAGUCCAGUUUGCACUAUCAGUCGGAGGGUAAGGGAGCAGCGUCAAUGAUGGACGGCGGUACCCCUAAAAGUAUUGGAGGGGGUCGAGGGGAAACGGCGCAAACUCCACCGAGUACAAUGAAGGAAGCAACUCCUGCCAAAGCGAGAAUGACUCCGAAAAAAAUCCUCCAAAGUAAAGGAUCCCUGCUUAGCUUACUGAGUAUGCGAAGUGGAAGCAGCCGUAAUAUGGCGGAUGUGGAGAAAGGCGAUGGUUCCCGGAGUGGUUCUCGGCCUGGAACUGGCACAGCAAUUGGACGACUCAAAUCGGCUUCGGUUAGAAAUCUGAACGAGAAACCCGGCACCCCGAAGGGCAGUGAUCCGGAGCUCGGAUCGCGGAGUAGCAUGCGAGAUAAGCCGGGCAGCACUAAGGCAACGCGACGCGGGCUGAGCAAAAACAACAGUCUUAUCUCGAUCAAAAGCGUCAUGUUGGCUCGUUCCUUCACCAGCAUUCAUCGGCCGGCUUCCAGGGAUAACAGCGAGAUGAAAAAAUCCGAUUCGAUGUCACAGAUGACUAAAGUGCAGGAAGGUUCCCAGGAGCUUGAUGACGGUGAUGAAGCGGCUCUGGCAGCCGGUGCGAUGACAACUUCAGCUGUGACGCAUGAAAUGAAAAUCGCCGGCGAUGGGGAAGGCCAAAAGGUGUCCAACGAGUAUAGUGAGCAAGGACUAGCGGGAGCCAAUCCGAUGAAUCUAGCAAGUGCCAAUGCCGGCUCGAUGAUGGCGCAAGGCCAUCACAAUGGGGCGGAACACAGUGACGAAUUCAACGAGACUGGAAAAUCGAAAUGUUGUGCCUGCUGCGCGCCUUGUUGGACCAAGACGUGCCUUCCGUUUAAGCGUUGCUUCGGUUGUAGUUCCUGCUGCGGCAAGGGAAAGCCGGCUGGGCCAGGAAACGGGCAGCAACAGCAGCAGAAGCAGUCCAAGCCGAACAAGGCGGACCCGAAGCAGCAGAAAGCUUCCUCGUGCUGGCAGCGAUUGAACUGCUGUCGGAGUUGCCGUCGCUCGAAAACAUCGCCGGCGGAAGCGCAACCGGCGGCCACACCGAAGAAAUCCUGCUGGCAGUCGCUGAGUUGCUGCGCCGGUUGCCGGCGGAACAAAUCCCGCGAGUUGGUGCCUCGAUCUUCAAUCGACAGCGAACCGGAAGAAAAGUGCGCGCGAUGUCGAUCCUGCUGGAGGAAGCUACUGUGCUGUAGUCGUUACCGGAAGGAUCAAAACCAAAGGCAAAAAAUGCAGUCCGAGCCGGUCGAGAUGGAAACGGUCAAGUGCUGCUUCUGUUUCAAGCGAACGCGACCCAAGCUGAAACCGAAGCCGGAAAAGAAGAAAGUUAAAUCGAGCUUCAACUGCAUGAGUUGCUGCAUAAUGUGCUGUCCGAAGAAGGGUGAUAAUAAUAGUCGGAGGACCAGUAACUUCAGCAAAAAGCAGAGCAUUGCUCCAACCAUACCUCCGGAGGAUCUACGACCGAAAAUCGACAUGUCGCUGGUAGAACACUCCUCGAUGAUGCGUGGUGCGAUCCCGGUGCUGCCGAUCUGUUUGGCCUAUUUUUGUUUGAUUCUCAACGUUGUGAUACCCGGCUCGGGAACGAUCCUGUCCGGUGGGUUCUGCUUGUGCAUCGGAAAGCCGCGCUUCUCCCAGCACGAUUCCAUCAAGGGCCGCAUCGGUUCCUUUAUCAUCAACUGCAUCGUGGGAGUGUCGCAGUGUUUCACCAUCAUUUUCUGCGUGGUCGGCUGGGGAUGGGCCAUCUGGUGGGGCACUAUCAUGAUCCGACUAGCCAAACAACAUCAAAAGAUCCUGGAGAUGGAAGCAGAGCAGGACGAGGGCGAAGAGCAGACGACGCUGUCCCAGCGAACGGGUGCUUCCAAUCCACCGGUUGCCAUGGUAUCGCAGAGCAACCGACGGGACGUCGAAACAGGACGAUAG